Molecule: messenger RNA, 2314 nt
Organism: Amaranthus tricolor (Joseph's coat)
Lineage: Eukaryota; Viridiplantae; Streptophyta; Magnoliopsida; Caryophyllales; Amaranthaceae
Product: pentatricopeptide repeat-containing protein At2g02980, chloroplastic-like
Exons: 3
Coding region: 81-1649 (522 amino acids)
Biological process (GO): RNA modification
Molecular function (GO): protein binding; RNA binding
Source: RefSeq, a predicted model, not a curated record
AUCAAAAAGUACUAUUUUUCUAAUGUUAUUUCUAAACUGAAUUGCCGUUUGCCAAUGUCUAGUCAUGGAAUACAGAAGAAAUGCCCAAGAACAUGAAACUUUUUCACAGUUUGCAACUCCAAAAACCAACUUUGAAAUGGCUGCUUCUUUUCACACGUUCAAAUUCCAUAGAUUCAACUACAUUGUUAAAAUCAACAACCCAUCUUCUAAAAUCACCCUCAAAUUCUUCCUUCAUCAAACAAAUUCUUGCCCAAAUAAUCAUCAAGAACCAACCUUUUGACAGUUUCUUUUUCAUGAAACUUAUAGACAAUUGUAUUUCCUCAAAUGAGUUCACAUUUUCUGCUCUUCUAUUUUCUCCUUUCCAUGAUUGCAUUGACUCAUAUGUUUGUAAUUCAGUUGUUAGAACUUACACACACUUAAAGAAGCAUUGGCAUUCAAUUUUUGUUUUUGUACAAAUGCAUAGACUGGGUAUAUCCCUGGAUCCUUUAACUGUUCCUGCUGUAAUGAAAUCAACUUCUCAUUUAUGUCGUCGUAAAUUUGGAAAAUCGCUGCAUUGUUGUGUAAUUAAGAUGGGUUUUAGCUCAGACUUGUUUGCAAAUACUGCACUUGUUCAUAUGUAUUCUUUUUGUUUGUUUAUUGAUGACGCUCGUAGGGUGUUCGAUGAAAUGUUUGACAGAAAUUCUGUUUGUUGGAACGCGUUGGUUAGUGGUUAUGUACAUGGAAGGCGGUAUUCAGAAGCAUUUGAUGUGUUUAGGGACAUGAUGAAGGAUGGGGUAGAGUUGAGUGAGGUGACUAUGGUGGAGCUUUUGUCUAUGUGUGCUAAUUUGGGUGCUUUGGAACAAGGGAAGUGGGUUCAUGACCAUAUUAGACAAAAUGGUUUAAUGUUGAAUGUGUAUGUUGGAACUGCUCUUACUGAUAUGUAUGCAAAGUGUGGUAAUCUUGAGGAGGGUAUUAAGGUUUUUAGGGAAAUGAAGAUUAAAAAUGUGUGUACUUGGAAUGUUUUGAUUUCGGCGUACUUGAUGAAUGGAUACGCGGAGGAUGCUUUGAUGGCAUUUUCUUGGAUGAUUUUUGACGAUUACAAACCUGAUGAAGUGACCUUUUUGGCUGUUUUAUCUGCUUGUUAUCAUGAAGGUCUUGUUGGUGAAGGGCUGUCACAUUUUAAGAGUAUGAAAGAGGAGUUUGGAGUGGAACCAAAGAUUGAGCAUUAUGGUUGUUUAAUUGAUUUGCUCAGUCGAACUGGCUUGACUGAUGAAGCUAAGGAUCUAAUCGAGGCUAUGCCCUUGCAACCAGACCCGACUAUUUGGAGGGCAUUACUUCGUGCCUUUCAAGUUCAUGGAAAUGUCUACAUGGCCGAGCGUGUGAUUUUGAAACUUAUUGAACUCGAACCAAAUAACGGAGAUAACUUUAUUGUGUUGUCGAACCUAUAUAUUCAACAGCAGAAAUGGAAUGAAGUUGAGGUAGUGAGGCAAAUGAUGAAGGAUAGAGGUAUCCAGAAGAUUCCUGGCUACAGUUCGAUUGUAAUUAACAAUGAAAUUUAUGAAUUUGUUGCUUCAUAUGACACUAAACUUGGAUACACGGAAGAAUAUGAACUUUUGGAAUUUAUGUCUAAGGAAUUGUCAAGUUGUGUUACUGAUACAGAAAUAUUGUAGUAUGAUCUCAUUGUAACAGAAAUAGAUGUUGUGGGUGUUUCAAUCAUUUGAUGAAUGACUCAUUGAGUGUUCUCCAUUCCUCACCAGAUCGUGAUCAUAACUUCUAUGAGCAGUAUAUAUUGGAUUAUGGAUAGGAUGAUGAUGAAGGUCAUAAGGACUUUAUACGACAAAAAGUGAGAAAUUUAAUGAAGUUCACUUGUAUCUUAAGUGGAAGGUGGAAAAUUGCUUCCAUAUUCGGAUUUGUGAAACUUGAUGUCAGAAAUCUCGGUUAAUUUGGUUUGGUUCAUCUAGCCAACUUCAUAUCUUCUGAUUAAGGCUCUGGCCUUGGUGCUUAUUGGACUAUUUGAUUGACAAAAAUAGUGCUGGAUGAAAGCAAGAAUCUGGAUUCUAAUUCAGCACAUGCUUCAAUUGAUUGUAUGAGUGUCCAUUCUACCAGCUUAUCAGCUUAUUAAGCAAAGUUAUUGGGAAAAUCUUUGAGUGCACCCACUUCAAACAAUACAAACGGAAAAGAAUAUGUUACCCUCAUCCUCCACACUCGAAAAAUGGACUCGGUUACAGUUUUAUGGUUCAAAUGACUUUGUUUCAAAUUGAGUGAAAUGAGAGCUUUGAAGAGCGACUUGAAGCAGUUCAAAAUCAUCAUAAACAUCGCGAUAUGUCUCCAGGUU